AUGGAGAUUGGAAAUGAAGCAGCAGCAGGAGGAGGGGCUAGCAGAAUGUGGAUGAAGAAGCAGAGGAGGAGAAGGGGUGUGAGUUUUUCAGCCAGGCUGCCAUGGGAUGUUUCUCAGGCCUUCCAAGAUAACUGUGUCUGUGCAGUGAAGUAUUCCAGCACUCCCUUUUCAGAAAUCAGGGAAUCCAUUGUUGAGGUGGUGCAGAAUUUAGGGAUUCAGGAUUGGAACCAAAUGGAAGAUUUGGUAUACUGCUACAUUGCUCUUAAUUCCUCAGAAAUCCAUUCUUUCAUUCAGGAGGCCUUCCUCAGCCUAUCCCCAUGCUUUCUUUGA
This is a messenger RNA of Andrographis paniculata, 330 nucleotides long. RefSeq names its product transcription repressor OFP14-like. Gene Ontology annotation, biological process: negative regulation of DNA-templated transcription. The transcript has a single exon. NCBI's taxonomy places the organism in Eukaryota, Viridiplantae, Streptophyta, Magnoliopsida, Lamiales, Acanthaceae. The record is from RefSeq and is a predicted model, not a curated record. The coding region runs from base 1 to 330 and encodes 109 amino acids.